This is a messenger RNA of Arachis ipaensis, 1719 nucleotides long. Its product is annotated as Eukaryotic aspartyl protease family protein. The record is from RefSeq and is a predicted model, not a curated record. Gene Ontology annotation, molecular function: aspartic-type endopeptidase activity. Gene Ontology annotation, biological process: proteolysis. Lineage: Eukaryota; Viridiplantae; Streptophyta; Magnoliopsida; Fabales; Fabaceae.
UAUGUAUUUGUAUUCAUUUCAAAACUCUUAAAUUAACAUAGAAGAUGCAUGACCCUGCAUUCAAAGUUGAAACAAAAUAUCCCUGGUUUCCGCGGAAUGUGAUGACAUGGAUUCUCUGGUACAAUCCAGCUAGCAAUACAUCAUCAGAAGAAUCUUUAUAACCCAAAAAACUGCACCACUGACGGUACAAUAAUCCAACAGAGACCCAUCCUCUCCGGCCUCCACCAUUUAUGCCUCUUUAAUUUCCAUCCAAACAAAAACAUUUUAAUCAUCAGAGAGGACCUAACAAUAAAAACCAAUCUACCAAGUACCAACCAACACCACACUAAUAAUAACACUAACUCAAUUCAUGGCCUCUUCUACACCUCUUCUCCUUCAAACUCUAAUAAUUUCCAUCACUCUUCUCCAAUUCCAAACAAGUAAUCAACAACAACCGCUCCUCCUACUUCCGCUGAAACAACAAACACAACAACCUUCUUCAAAUUCUCGAAAGCUCUCAUUCCAACACAACGUCACCUUAACGGUCACAUUAACCGUCGGCACGCCCCCACAGAACGUUACCAUGGUCCUCGACACAGGCAGCGAACUCUCUUGGCUCCACUGCAACCCCGUAAACAACAACACCUUCAACUUCUUCAACUCUUCUCUCUCUUCUUCCUAUGUUCCAACCCCAUGCAGUUCUUCCAUAUGCAAGAUUCGAACUCAAGACCUACCCAUUCCGGUCUCCUGCGACUCCACCACCAGCAAACUCUGCCACGUCAUCGUCUCCUACGCCGACUCCACCUCCACCGAGGGCACACUCGCCGCCGACACCUUCUCCAUCGGAGCCACCCCACAACCCAACACUCUCUUCGGCUGCAUGGAAUCUGGGUACACCACAAACCCAAACGAGGAUUCAAAAUCCACAGGUCUUUUAGGCAUGAACCAAGGUUCACUCUCCUUCGUAACCCAACUUGGCCUUCCCAAAUUCUCUUACUGCAUCUCCGUCGGCGAAGGCUCCUCCGGCAUCCUCCUCUUCGGAGCCACCACCGCGUUUCCCUGGCUUGGCCCUCUCCAAUACACACCUCUCGUCAAAACCACAACCUCCUUGCCGUACUUCGACCGCGUCGCUUACACCGUACAGCUCGAGGGGAUUAAGGUUUCGGACAAGCUUCUUCAACUUCCCAAGUCCAUUUUUGUUCCCGAUCACACCGGAGCGGGUCAAACAAUGGUGGAUUCGGGUACCCAAUUCACGUUCCUUCUUGGGUCGGUUUAUACGGCGCUAAAGAAUGAAUUUUUGAAUCAAACGAAGGGGAAGAGUAUGUUGAAGGUGGUUGAGGAUCCGAACUUUGUGUUCCAGGGAGCCAUGGACUUGUGUUACAGUGUUGUGGGUGGUGGUGGGGGUGUGGCGGCAGAGGUGCCGGCGGUGACAAUGGUGUUUUCGGGGGCGGAAAUGAGGGUUUCCGGUGAAAGGUUGCUGUAUAAGGUGAAUGAAUCGAUGUAUUGCUUCACGUUUGGGAACUCGGAUAUGUUGGGGAUUGAGGCUUAUGUGAUUGGGCAUCAUCAUCAGCAGAACGUGUGGAUGGAGUUUGAUUUGGUCAACGCUCGAGUUGGAUUUGCUGACACUAAGUGUGACCUUGCUAGUCAACGACUUUCCCCUGCUUCUUAACAUUUUUACAUACCAAAUACUUUUCUAUCUAAUUAACCCUCGCAUUACAUUGUUUUUUACUUUUCCUUCUU